This is a messenger RNA of Amphiprion ocellaris (clown anemonefish), 2341 nucleotides long. It is a transcript of the gene paip1, whose product is annotated as poly(A) binding protein interacting protein 1. Lineage: Eukaryota; Metazoa; Chordata; Actinopteri; Pomacentridae. Gene Ontology annotation, molecular function: translation activator activity; protein binding; RNA binding. Gene Ontology annotation, biological process: regulation of translational initiation. The coding region runs from base 229 to 1575 and encodes 448 amino acids. The record is from RefSeq and is a predicted model, not a curated record. The transcript is spliced from 11 exons.
GUAAGUUUGUUGUGAGAGGAAGUAACCUAAAAAGUUGUGUUGCGUUAAAUACUAUGAUACCAGCCGAACGGGAAAAGGCCAGUAUGAAAGAGAGAUAGGGCGUGCUGUACUGCGAGAAAACACAAGCGGUUAGCGCGAAACGAAACAGAAAGCGGCUGAAACGUUGAGCAGCGUUUCUCCAUCAUUUUCAGAUGCUGUUUUGAGAGUCGAGGCUGACAGCGAGCAGUCAUGAACGACAAUUUCGACCGAGCUCCCGGAGCGGGGAGGACCCGUAAUCUUCCAGCUGACCCUGGGUUCGUUGGUGGCACCGGGGAUGCUGACUCCAAAACGACGCUUUUCAACCAAAGGGAGCCGCUGAGGCAGCCGCGGACAUCCCCGCCUUUCGCCGAGAACAACGUUAGCUCGACCACCGACAUGGUGGCUGGAGAUUUUAGAAGACAAAGCAAACCCCAACAAAGUACAAAUGCCAACAAUACAUCUGCCUUCAGAGGGUUUAACGAUGUGGAUUCCUUGGUAAAGUCAUCAAAGCUUUCAGCGAGUGCUCCAGAGUUUGUCCCCGGUGGAAUUAAUCCGUAUGAAGAUCCCACCUGUUAUGAUGACGGUGAAAGGUAUUACGGUGAAGCAACAUUAGCUGAUAUGGUGACAGACUUCCUUGGACACCUGAGCUCCUCACCAGGCUCCUUUGAGUCGGAUGUUGAUUACAUAACUGCAGUUCUCAAUGACUGGGUUACUACUGAAGAGCUGCUGAAGGAGCUGGUGGAACUGAUCUAUACACAGUCGACUGCCAUCCCAAACUUCUCUUAUACUGGUGCCAGGCUUUGUAACUACCUGUCGCAUCACCUCACCAUCAGCCCACCAAAUGGCAACUUUCGUCAGCUGCUUCUGCAGAGAUGUCGGAAAGAGUAUGAACAAAGGGAUGUAGCCGUUGGAGGAGAUACAGACACUCAAAAGAAAUUCCACUCCUUUGUGCUGUUUUUAGGAGAGCUCUAUCUUCAUCUGGAGAUAAAAAGUGGAAAAGGGCCUCCAAAACGAGCAGAUAUCCUCCUCACUGGUCUGAAAGACCUGAUGAACAGUCUUUUCUCUAACCCUGUGGAUGCAAAUCUCAUCUGCGCUGUCAAACUUCUCAAGUUGACGGGGUCUGUCCUGGAUGAUGCAUGGAAAGAAAGUGGAAAACCACACAUGGAAGAGCUGAUCCAAAGAAUAGAAACUAUUCUACUGGAUGCUACCUGCAGCAGAGAUGUGAGGCAGAUGCUGCUGAAACUAGUGGAGCUGAGAUCCAGUGACUGGGGCAGAGUUCGUGCUGCUGCAGCUGCCAGUAACGCCACUCCAGAAAAUGACCCCAACUACUUCAUGAAUGAACCUACAUUCUACACAGAAGACGGCACUCCUUUUACAGCAGCAGACCCAGAAUAUGCUGAAAAAUACCAAGAAAUCCUGGACAGGCAGGAUUAUUUCCAUGAUAUUUACGGAGAAAAUGGAAAUGAAGUAUACGACUUUGAAGAUGAGAUGGAGCCCGAGAUAGAAGAAGCAUUUGAGAGUUUUUGUUUGGAAUCAGAAAGGAAACGACAACAAUGACGUGAGAGUCAAAAUCUGUGGCCCUCAUCAGACACAUACUGUGCUUUUCCCUCUCAGCUCACUGGAAUGUUGAAAAGCAAAGGAAACUAGCAACUUUUAAUUUACCGCAGACAAGCAUUUUAAUAAAAAGCUGUUCAUAGUUGCACUUCUGACACUUUUUUUCAGUCAGCGUUGAUUAGAAAAUGGGGACAAUCAAUGGGAUAACUGUUCGAAAUGUUGAGGUAUUCAAACCUUUUUCACAUGGAAGUUUUCUUUUUGUUGUUUUAAACUUCUUCCGAAACAUCUUUAUGCUUAAACUAAAUGCCAAGAAGGAAAUAGUGUGCUGUGGAUUUUGUAGAGUUAUUUUCUUAAAGGCAAAUACGUUCAAUUAAAUGUGUGCAUAAAUUGUCAGAUACUAAGGAAUGCCCCAUGCAGAACGUACAGGCCAGAAAAACAAAGAAACGUUCUCACAGAGGGAACAUCUUCAUGUAAAACACACUGUGGAUGUGUGAGUUCGUUCUUUUACUACAUACAUACAGUGCAUAUAGCUCCUUCAUCGCCUCUGAGAAUACAAUGCGUCUAAAUCUGGUUUAUUUCUUGAGUAUUUUUCAAAUAUGUACACAUCUUGCAGGUCAGGGUGACAAAACUCAACUGCAAAACCCAUUGUUAUCCUAAGACUAAGAGACUGUUUACCAGCAAUUCAUUAAUCCCAUAUAAAGGAAUGUUUUAUAGUUUGUAAAUAUUAUUUAUAGUAUUGUUUGCCUGCAAUAAAUUCUUUAUAAUGUGA